Molecule: messenger RNA, 2139 nt
Organism: Seminavis robusta
Lineage: Eukaryota; Bacillariophyta; Bacillariophyceae; Naviculales; Naviculaceae
Source: the annotation of a GenBank genome assembly
AUGAGUAGGAGGUCCAAUGGGUUCGAUAAAUCCCAAAUGGACGAUGGGUCCACGACCAAGGUGAGAGACGUGGUCGAGGCCAAGACAAUGCCAGGAGGAGACGAGACCAAGGUAAUGCCAGGAGGAGACGAGACCGGAGGAGAUGAGACCAAUAAGGUUCUUGUAGCAGUACCAAUACCAGGAGCUGUGCCAGAAUCAGAAACAGAAAAUGAAACUGGCUGGUUGGCCCGGAAUGAAAGCAAUGAAGACGAUGACACGGAUGAAGACGAUGAAGACGAUGACGCGGAAGAGACGGAUGACUCUGAUUGGGAUCCCCGUAGGCCCCAGAGAAGGGUCCGUAGCACCAACACCAAAAAGGACACUACCGAAAGGAACAGUACUAGGACGACGAGGAGGAAUCCUGCCAGGGGUGGUGGAAACGCGAUGAGGGUCCAACUCCUAGAGUCCAGGAGGCAACUGAACGGACAGGGCUUAUUGUUCCCCUCCCAGGAACAGAAGAAGAUUUUACGGCAGCGGGAAAAGGCCCGCCUGGAGAUAGAGGAACAACAGAAAAAAACUAUGUGGCAAGCAGAGGCAGAGGCAAAGUUGAAGAAAUGGUCUAUGGUACCAGAAAAUGAAACCUUGCUGUUGGUGUCUAUGCUCGCCUUGAUCCCAAUGAAUAGGACCCCCUUCCAGAGAUGGAUUGCACCGCUCAUAGUUAUGGCCCAGGUUGGCAACUUCGACAUUUUCGAUUUCAUAUGGGGGCAGAAAAAAGGGAAGGACAAGCAUGGGGACUUCAGGUCCAUGACACCAGUGGACGCACUUGUCCAACACGGUUGGAAGCUACCGAGAGUCCCCGGUAUGCAACGCCACCAAGAUGUCUUCGUGUAUGAUGCAUACUGCAUGGUCUACCUCGAGUCCUAUGAUCGAGCCGCCAGGCGCUGCAAUGAGAUCUUCAAACAGCGCGGCAUGUGUGUGACGCUUCCUGGGUGCCCUGACUACGACAAGUUCUUGGCGCAUCACUUCAAUAAGGGACGCAAUUUUCUCUACAAGCUCCUUUUUGCAUCCCCGACUUCCCAUGUAAGUGAUGACAGGCCGCUUGUGGCAGAGUUUGUCAUGAGGGAGCUAGCGUGUUGCCAAACCGACGCUGAAUUCAAGAGAAGGGUCGAGUUCAAGGUCAAAGCUGGUAUAACUGCCAAGAGGCAAGCAUGGGGACAACUGACAUUGGAGGAGUUGGGAAAGCUGGUGGUGGCGAAAGAGUCCAAAGUCAGCUCUGGCGACAAAGGCAAGGCCAAGUCCAUUUCCAACGACACCAGUUCCGACAAAUCUGGCAAAGCUACCAUGACCACGGCAGGCGUUGAGGACACCAUCGAAGGAACCACUAUCAACAAGGACACCACCGAAGUUACCCCUCCUACAACUAUGAAAGACACGAAGGCUCCUGCUACCACUCCAACCACUACGAAGAAGAAAGACACGAACACAACCGAAGGAGACAACAGUGGGGGUAACACAACCGAAGGAGACAACAGCGAGGGUACGAAGGACACAAAGGACACGAGAGACACGAAAGGUACUACGAAAGGAGACAACAGCACGAACACGAAAGACACGAAAGGAGACAACAGCACGAACACGAAAGACACGAAAGGUACGAAAGACACGAAAGACACGAAAGGUACGAAAACCAAAGGAGACAACAACACCAACACGAAAGACACGACCACCACCGAGGAAGGAGAAGGAGACACCAGCAUGAAAGCUCCUCCUACCAACACCGCUCCUUCUCCUACCGACAUAGCUUCUCCUACCGACAUGAAAGUCAGUGCCGACAAUGAUGUUGAAGCAACCGCUGUUGACAGUGUAGAGGCGGCCAUUGGCGACAUGACCAUCAAUACCACGACCGCGAAAGCAAAACCUACCGCUAGCGCAAAACCAAAACCUACCGCCGAACCUACCACAAACACCGACACGAUACCAGUAGCCGUGGCUAUACCAUUGGGCCGAAUGGGUAAGUUAUUCUUUCCGGCGUCAAACAUUGAUGUUUUAUUUUACAUUCUUCCUUCCAUGUAUCCUUCCGUGUCACGACUCAUUUGUCUGCUUUUGGUCCUUUAUUGUGGGAAUUUUGGCGCGUUUGCUUGCGCGAAAAUUUUGUAUUGA